Messenger RNA from Salvelinus sp. IW2-2015, 2713 nucleotides. RefSeq names its product protein FAM76B. The record is from RefSeq and is a predicted model, not a curated record. Lineage: Eukaryota; Metazoa; Chordata; Actinopteri; Salmoniformes; Salmonidae. Gene Ontology annotation, cellular component: nuclear speck.
UCCACCGUCUCAUUCAAGAGCUUCGACUGUUUGGAUAGGAAUUCCGAAGUUACUUUCGUCUGGACCGAAGCCAGUUCGAUCACCUGCUCCAGAUGGUUGGAGCCAGGAUCGCCCGGAUGGACACCAACUACCGGGAGUCCAUCAGCCCAAUUGAACGCCUGGCGAUUUGUCUCCGAUUCUUGGCGACAGGGGACUCCUACAGCACCAUUGGAUUCAGCUUCCGAGUUGGACGGUCCACGGUGGCAGGCAUUGUCCCCUCUGUGGCACAAGCCAUUUGAGACUGUCUGGUUGGUGAAUACAUGCCUGUCCCCAAGGAGGAAGACGGGAGGGCCAUCGCUGCCGAGUUCCUGGAGAGGUGGAAUUUCCCCAACUGUCUUGGCUCCAUUGAAGGGAAACAUGUAGUAAUCCAGGCUCCACCGUGCUCAGGUUCGCAAUUCUACAACUACAAGGGUACAUAUUCAGUUGUACUCUUGGCUGUAGUAGAUGCCAUCUGUUUCCGAUGUUGGUGCUUACGGCAAGGGAAGUGAUGGUGGGACCCUCCGGGACACUGCCUUCGGCCAGGCACUUCAGGAUGGCACCCUGGAGAUUCCACCACCUGCAUCACUCCCUGGAGCUGAAGACCUGAGACCUGUUCCCCACGUCUUCGUCGGCAACGAGGCCUUCCCUUUAAGACCCAACCUCAUGAUGCCCUACGCUGGACGCCAGCUGCCAUUGCCAAAGCCUGAGUGUCGCAUCGCUCAUCCCAUCGUCAAGUGUACAUACUGCAGAUCAGAGUUUCAGCAGGAGAGCAAAACAAACACCAUUUGCAAGAAGUGUGCCCAGAAUGUAAAGCAGUUUGGGACCCCCAAACCCUGCCAAUACUGUAACAUCAUUGCUGCUUUCAUUGGGACGAAGUGUCAGCGUUGCACCAACUCAGAGAAGAAGUAUGGCCCUCCACAGACCUGCGAGCAGUGCAAACAACAGUGCGCAUUUGACCGCAAGGAGGAGGGCAGGAGAAAGGUGGAUGGGAAACUGCUGUGCUGGCUGUGCACUCUGUCCUACCGACGUGUACUGCAAAAGACCAAGGAGCAGAGGAAAGGCUUCAGCUCCUCCCACUCCAACUCCUCGCUCAACGAGAAGGACCUCCACUCCAGACAGCACCAUCACCACCAGCAGCAAAGACACAGCAGCUCACACAAACUCAGUGGGAGCUUAAGUCCAGAGCAGGGAAUGUGGAAGCAGAGCCAUAAAUCGUCUUCGAUCCAGAAGGAGACCCCAAAGAAGAAACCAAAACUGGAGAUGAAGCCAUCCAACGGGGACAGGUACGAGAGGAGUUUCAAUCACAUUAGUUCAAUCACCCAAUCUAUGGAUUGUGGAGGAACGGACAACUUCAUUCUGAUCAGCCAGCUGAAAGAGGAAGUGAUGUCAUUAAAGAGAAUGCUUCAGCAGAGGGAUCAGACAAUGCUGGAGAAGGACCGAAAGCUCACAGAGCUCAAGGCAGACUUCCAGUACCAAGAAUCCAACAUGAGGGUGAAGAUGAACAACAUGGAGAAGGCGCACAAAGAGUCCAUGGAACAGCAACAGGCCAAAAAUCGGGAGCUGCUAAAACAAGUGGCCGCACUCUCAAAGGGCAAGAAGUUUGACAGAACAGGGAGUUCACUGCUGUUACCGUAACGACAAGCCCACCCAACCACAGCUCGGAGGGGCUUCGUUGUUUUAACACUGUGAAAGGCUGAUGCCAUUCUACCUUUCCCCUCUCCUUUCUGUUUUCUCAAUUUUUAUCCUUUUCAGUUUUCUUCAUUGGAGAUCCUGGUGAACAUGCUGUACAUGGAAAUCGUCUUUCAUGUUGACAUGACAAUAAGAAUGCGUCCUCCAAAUUUCAUGUUUUAACCCUGAGGUCAUUAAAAAAAUAUCUGUGACUGUGGAUGGAGGGAGGAGAGUGCCUCGUUAACACUGCCUGGGUACAGCCGCAUGGUUUGCGCAAGGUGGAAAAGAUUGUCAACAUCACAGAACCAAGUUGAUUUUUAUAGAUGUCAUGCAAUUUUAUUUAUUCAAUUGUCUUUCUUAGUGUUUCCUCACCACAUAUUCUGAGCAUUUCCCAGGUUUGGGGGAUUUUUGUCUUCAACAGCAACUUUCUCGUAACAUUAGUUAUAUUUUUCUAAUUGGACGUAAUUAUGGAAUAGGGUCUCUCCUCAUUGGAGACCCUUCUCAACUUACUAUGUAUGCAAAUGUUAAAAUGGUGUCCGACCACAGCGUUGCUGGCCAGCAGCGGAGACUUCUCUCGGCGUUAAAGUCCAAAAACCAUGAACUUUGAGAGAUUUUUAAACCUUGUUAUUUAGAGACAUCUCCCGGCUGCCCUCUUUCUCACUGUGACAGCUGUAGUGCUUUGCUGUUUCUCUGUAGUGUAACGAUUGUAAUACUGCAUGACUUAGUGCCAUAUGCAGGUUGGCAUUGUGGUCUCAUGUAUUUUUAGACUUUUGUCCUUUUUUUAUCACAUGUAAAGGUAUUACAGCGGUCAGCCUAUGUAUUUAAAAUGUAACUUGUAUCGUUUUUAGUGAGUAUGUGUAAGGCUGGUUAAUUAUAUAAAUACAUAUGUAGAAUAUGGUUUUUAAAGGAACACAACUUUCACUUUACAGCUCUGGACCAAACUGGUUUCAUACUGUGGCGUACAGAUCACUUUUGUACUUUUUUUCCAAACCCAAUGUUUAAAAAAUAUUAAAUCUGGUUAAACAUG